UAUAUCAUAGAUUCACACAGAAAGUAGAUUCUAAUCUUCAUUAAAAACUGGUUUGCUUGCGAUGGUGGGUGGUAUCGAUGACGAGGAAUUUGAUCAAGCAGAAGUAGAUGUAACUGAAAUAAUGGAUAAUAAUCAGCAAAAUGGUGAUUUAGUUUCAACCGAAUUGAAUAACGAAGAGAGAGAUGUUAAUGCAGAGGUAGAUGAACAAAGAAAGAAAUAUCAACCAACCCAUUUAGAAUCCUUCUUUGCAAUAACAAAAUCAUUAAUAAUUAGAGCACUGAUUAUUUAUUUCAUCAGUUCUUUAUUUAGACGUCCACAAACGGAUAAUACACAGAUAACAAACAGUGGCAAUAAUGUUCCAAAAUUACAUGCAAUAAAUAUAUUUAAAAAUUGGACAUUAUUUGAUCUGCACGUUUAUUUAUCAGAAGAUGAAGAUUUUCAAAAAUUUGAUGACCCAAAUGCUUUGAUAUGGUUUGAACAAGGAUUGAUUUAUGGUGAUUGGUUUAGUGGUACAGAUAAUGAUGGUUCUAGAACACUCAGUACACAUUUUACUCCAUCUAAUAAAUUAUUAAAUAAUGGUACCAUUUAUCUUCACGUAUAUGUCACCAAAACUGGCAAAUCACCUAAUCCUAAAGCUGGCAAAAAUGCAUUUGCUGGUGAACAAAUGUCUUAUGGUAAAAAAAUGUUGGUUAAAUUUAAAAAAAUUCGAUACCAAAAGAAACACAAUUUGUUAACCGGUGAAACGACUGCUACGCAAGAACAAUUACAAAAAGCUGAGAUAAUGAAUCAAGAAUACAUUUCUCAUUGGCAUCCAAAUUUAACAAUUAAUUUGGUAACUGAUCAAACUAAUUGGAUGGCUGGACAAGUACCACAACCUUUGGAUGAACAUAUAAGUUUCCUACCAGGAGAAUCAUAUUAUAGACCAGUUAUAUUCAUGAAUGAUUUUUGGAAUAUGCAACGUGAUUAUCAACCAUUAAACAAUACUGUUAAAGAAUUAGAACUCAGAUUGGUAUAUCAACCACUUUCAUUAUUCAAAUGGCAAAUCUAUGUGGCACAAUCUAUGAGAAACAAAUGGACAUCGUUUAUGGGUGACAUGUCUGACGAGGAUGACACUGAUCAAGAUACUUUGAAAGAAACUUUAUUAGAAACGAAUAUUUAUUUACUUGGAUUGACUAUAGUUGUAUCAAUUUUACAUAGUGUAUUUGAAUUUUUAGCAUUUAAAAAUGAUAUUCAAUUUUGGAAUAAUCGUAAAUCUUUGGAAGGUUUAUCAGUACGUUCUGUCUUUUUCAAUGUAUUUCAAUCACUUGUUAUUCUACUAUACGUAUUAGAUAAUGAAACUAAUACAGUAGUACGAAUUAGUUGUGCUAUAGGUUUGUGCAUCGAAGUAUGGAAAAUUAACAAAGUCGUUGAUAUUACUGUCGACAGACAGUCGAAAAUGUUAAACGUCUUUCCAAAAAUAUCAUUUCACGAUAAAGGUUCAUACGUGGAAUCUUCCACUAAGGAAUAUGAUAGACUUGCAUUUAAAUAUCUAUCAUGGGCUCUUUAUCCACUAUUAGGUGGUUACGCUAUUUAUUCUUUAAUGUAUUUAGAACAUAAGGGAUGGUAUUCGUGGAUAUUGAACAUGUUAUACGGAUUUUUAUUAACAUUUGGAUUUAUCAUGAUGACACCGCAAUUAUUCAUUAAUUAUAAACUCAAAAGUGUAGCACAUCUUCCUUGGCGCAUGAUGUCAUAUAAAUUUCUUAAUACUUUUAUCGACGACAUAUUUGCAUUUGUUAUUAAAAUGCCAACGUUAUAUAGAAUUGGUUGCUUCCGGGAUGAUAUUGUUUUCUUCAUAUUUUUAUAUCAAAGAUGGAUAUAUAAGACUGAUCAUACGCGAGUUAACGAAUUUGGUUUUUCCGGUGAAAUGGAAGCACAAUUAGUUCAAGAUAAAAAACAACGUUCUGUCAAGGAUCGUACUAAAGAUGAAUUAUUAAGUAAAAAAGAUAAAUAAUGCUUGAUUUAAUUAUUAGUACGAAAAUAUGUUAUAUUAUAUAAGUUAAU
This is a messenger RNA of Polistes dominula (European paper wasp), 2040 nucleotides long. RefSeq names its product putative lipid scramblase CLPTM1. NCBI's taxonomy places the organism in Eukaryota, Metazoa, Arthropoda, Insecta, Hymenoptera, Vespidae. The record is from RefSeq and is a predicted model, not a curated record. Gene Ontology annotation, cellular component: endomembrane system; membrane.